Messenger RNA from Anoplopoma fimbria (sablefish), 2465 nucleotides. It is a transcript of the gene ptpa, whose product is annotated as protein phosphatase 2 phosphatase activator. The record is from RefSeq and is a predicted model, not a curated record. The transcript is spliced from 10 exons. Bases 620 to 1600 code for a protein of 326 amino acids. Gene Ontology annotation, cellular component: protein phosphatase type 2A complex; cytoplasm; nucleus. Gene Ontology annotation, molecular function: protein tyrosine phosphatase activator activity; peptidyl-prolyl cis-trans isomerase activity. NCBI's taxonomy places the organism in Eukaryota, Metazoa, Chordata, Actinopteri, Perciformes, Anoplopomatidae. Gene Ontology annotation, biological process: mitotic spindle organization.
CUCCUUUAGACCGUUCUGCAUAGCGUUCGCUCUCCUCUUGUAAUCGCUGAUAACGUUAGCGGCUACAACACACUGCCACAUAGGACACAUAGUCGUGAAUGAACUUUUCAGUGGGUAUACAAGCCUAGAAGGCACAUUGCCACUGUCCCCGGGCAGAGACACCCUAAACGAGACAUUAGAAUAACUUAAGUUGUUAUUUGAGCUUGUUAUUUACUUGUAAACCAACUUGAAGUCACGCUCUGUAAUGUUUUGUAAGCAGUCAUUGUCAAACUCUUAAAAAAGAUCGGUCUGGAAGGUGUUAGCUAGCGCGUAGAGUGAAUUUUGCAGGAGACAGUUUACAGUGUAGCACUGCCGCCGUUCACUUAUUAUUAAGAUAUUUGUAUUGUAUAAUUGAACAAGAGAUUGUAUUUGAAAGUUGGUGGGUUCCAUUAUUCCACGCUGAAUGGAGCAAAGUGCUCCUUUUGCCUUUUGAUUUAGCGUUCUCCAGCGCAGCUGUCUCAGGAGACAGAUUUAAACAAGAUUCAUCAAAAAUGAAGCAGCAGAGGCCAAAUGUCCGGAAUUGUAGUACAUAGUCUAGCUCCAAAAAUACUGGAUCCUACAUUUCCCAUAGUGCAAUUUAAUGCAUCUUUCAUUCGACCGUUUUCUGCCAGGAUCCACUCCAGAGGAUGAAGCACAUGAAGUCACAGACAGCAUCACCUUCAUGGUACCCAAGAAAGAAAUCAGCAUGGUGCCCGACAUGGGCAAGUGGAAGCGAUCUCAAGCGUAUGCUGACUACAUGGGCUUCGUUCUGACACUGAAUGAAGGUGUGAAGGGAAAGAAGCUCUCAAGUGAAUAUAAAGUUUCAGAGACAGUGGAGAAGUUAGUAGAUCUUUUGGGGACUCUGGACCGCUGGAUAGACGAGACCCCUCCUGUUGACCAGCCAUCACGCUUUGGUAAUAAGGCCUACAGAACCUGGUUCGCCAAACUAGACCAGGAUGCAGAGGCAUUGGUGGCAGCUGUGCUCCCGGCUGACAGAUGUGCUGCAGCCCCAGAGAUAGCUGUCUAUCUGAAAGAGUCAGUGGGGAACGCCACCAGGAUAGACUAUGGAACAGGUCAUGAAGCUGCCUUCGCUGCGUUCCUCUGCUGCCUCUGUAAGGUUGGAGCUCUCAGGGUGGAUGAUCAGCUGGCUAUCGUUUUCAUGGUGUUUAACAGGUAUCUGGAAGUGAUGCGCAAGCUGCAAAAGACCUACAGAAUGGAGCCAGCUGGGAGCCAAGGUGUGUGGGGACUAGAUGACUUCCAGUUUCUGCCCUUCAUUUGGGGAAGCUCUCAGUUUGUAGAUAACCCGACACUGGAGCCCCGGCACUUCAUCGAUGAGAGGGUGGUGAACGAGCACCACCACGACUUCAUGUUCCUGGAGUGCAUCAAGUUCAUAAAUGAGAUGAAGACCGGUCCGUUUGCCGAACACUCCAACCAGCUGUGGAACAUCAGCGCCGUUCCUACCUGGUCCAAAGUCAACCAGGGCCUGAUCAGAAUGUACAAGGCCGAGUGUAUGGAGAAGUUCCCUGUGAUCCAGCACUUCAAAUUUGGUAGCCUGCUGCCCAUCCAGCCAGGGAAGCCUUGACGCUCAGGCUACGCACACAAUGGAAAGACCAAAAUCCCAACAGUUUUCCCUUCCUCGGCAUCUUCACGUGCAAAGAAAACAGUAGCAAAAAUCAACCACAUGUAGUUUGACACACAGACUCCCACAUGUGCACGAAAGUGGUCAUGAAAGCUUGUAGGCCAUCCAUAACUUUAAUGCAGAGCAUGUUGUGGAUGACCUUUGUGAUUUUGGAACAUCUUUAUAUAUUUUUUUUCAUUUUAUUUAUGUAAUGGAUAGAGUUUGAAUCAGGCUCCUUUUUGAGGGAUGGAGGGAUUCUUGUUAUUUUUUUUAGAAGACUACUCAUUGAUGUUUGAAUUUUUUCUCAACAGUGUGGCUCAUCGUGAGCAGAGUCUUUGUGUGACUUCUUCAAAAUUCUUUGAGAUAUUUUCUUGGUUUUGCUUUUAAGGCCAAAGGUUUUAAUUUUAUUGCAAAUGUACUAACAUUUUGAUUGCCCAGUUCAUCUCACCAUGUAAGUCACAUUAAUAAUUUGCUAAGAAAUAUUUGUGUUUGAGUGAUUGUUUCUUUUUUCCUAAACAAAAUAACUUGAAAGUUCAGUGUCUUGCUCAGAGGGAAAAGGUAAAGGAUUAGGUUUUCAAAGCUUCUGUAACAGCUCAUCCAAAUAGUCUACAGAGUUUAGUCAGUUAUGGGGGCAAUCUUUGUCCCUUACAAGUCACUGUCAACCCAGGGAAAACAUUGUACUUUUUAACCCAGGCCUUCAAAUGAGUUAAAUUCUGCAUGGGAUCAAAGUGGCACAUUUUAAAGAACAUUGCUUUUUUAAAAAUGUAAUAGCAGUUAUUACAUUGACCUUUCAAACCUGAUUUAAUAAAUUUCUCAUCUUUUAUCUGGU